Trypanosoma brucei brucei TREU927 is the source of this 993-nucleotide messenger RNA. RefSeq lists its product as hypothetical. The transcript has a single exon. NCBI's taxonomy places the organism in Eukaryota, Euglenozoa, Kinetoplastea, Trypanosomatida, Trypanosomatidae. The record is from RefSeq and is a predicted model, not a curated record. The coding region runs from base 1 to 993 and encodes 330 amino acids.
AUGGAAACGGAGAGCAAGACAACUGUAACGAGUGGUGCACCCUGGAAGUACAAUGGUGCUCUUGUGCGUGACCCUACGAAGCGGAAAAGUUCUGAUUUACUGCCCAAAAAUCUUCGCAAGUGCCCCUAUUGUAGGCGUUUUGGCUGUAGUGAACACAUCAGCCGCUGUGGGCAACAAUUGGUAGAAUGCUCGUGCUGUGGUAUGGAAGUAGAGAUGGCAAGGUUAGCGGCCCAUGAGGAAUACUACUGUAAAGGGCGGGAAAGAAGUCAGACGCGAGUCCUUUGCAGUGAACCACCUACACCUCCGUGCGAACAAAAGAGUGAUGUGAGCUGUAGCAAAGGUCAUGUGUGUGAGGAUGUACUUCCGUCUGCCACGGAACGCACAGCACAAGUAUGCAGGAAACACACUGACCGAAAAGUGAAACCGGCUGUAAGCAAUGGAAAACAAGCUGUGGAAACCAACCUGAAGGGUGUGUCUCCUGAAUGUAAGAUCAAAGGUGACGAUGUGCAGCAGACGGCAACACAUGUGUACCCCGUUGAGCCUCCGCCACUUCCCAAUACAGUACAAUUGGAGGAACGUACAGCUGUUGGUGCACUCACAGAGAACCCGAGUGAGCGCAGUAAGAUGGAUGGUGAGGUUGUGCGGCAAAAGCCGUCCUUCAGUGGCUUCGUAAAGGCAUCCCAUGAGGUGUUAAAAGAUAUCAAAAACUGCCGGUCACAUGCUACUCACUCCACGAAAUGUAACACUACCACAUCUUUGUGGGGUGCCUCGCGUCGGCUAAGUGGAAUGCCAUAUCCAAGGUUGCGGGGCUCAUCAGCCUUCGGUGCAUUUACGGGUUUCUCGAAGGUAGCGAAAGGUAAUGUUGGGGUGGCAUCUCGAACUGAGACUCGGCAUAGUCGACAGCAGAAAGAUGACACAUUAACAGAAACUGGCCCCUCCAUUCCUCCCCAGCGUGUUUGUGUGAGAUCGAAGUCUGCCGCUGCAGGACAAUGA